AUGAGUGUGCGAGUGAGCCCGGGGCACAGGGAACUAGGCCUCCGGCCUCGACGGCAGAAUGCCGCCUCAGUCUUUGUGCUUCCUGAGCUGGCUGGCGUGCUCUCCUCCCCCGGACGCCGCCAUACGCUGGCCGCUCGGCCUUCGUCGGAGGCCCGCGGCGCCCGAAUCCCUCACUCCCAACCCUGGCCGACCACGAGUAGCCGGGCGCCCUCCCCAAGCCCCGUGCUACUCACCCUUCGGCGGCAGGAACCGGGCUGGCGCGCGACGCCGGCGCGGUGGGACCGGGCCGAGCCCUCACGGAGGGGCGAGCCGGAAGCCCUGAAUUCGCCGCCGCCGCCGCCGCGGGCCGGGAACGGGUCAGAGCUGCAGGCGGAGGUGGCGCCGCCGCCGCGGGGUCUUCCUUUGUUCCCGCAGCAGCACCGAGCGUGGCCGGGACACGCCGGAGCUCGGGAAGUGGGAGGAGGGAAGCGAGGGGGGGCGGAGAAGGAGGCGGAGGGAGGGCCGAAGGCCGCGGCGGCUAACACUGCUCGCGGCGCCGGCCCGUCGUUGCCUCACGCCUCCACCGGCGGCGGGUUUGGCCAACUCCGAGGGCGAGCGGGGCGCACGCAGCUAGGCCUGGGCGCCGCAAUGGCCCGCGGAUGGCGCUCUCUGUCGCUUUGCUACUGCCGGGGAAGGUGUGCGGCUCCAGGGAACGACGAACCCCAAAAGGAGAUGCACGUAGGCCCGCGCUCCAGUCAACUGACGCGUCCUCUCCACCCGGCGCUCAGGCAGUGAGGGAAAGGGAAGGGGGUGCGGGGUCUGUGCGUCAGCGAAAACCCCGACGGCGGCCGCGGCGGGGAGCGCGUUGACGUCACGUGCUCGACGCCGCGCCUCCGCCUCCAGUUACCCGGCCGGGGAGGCGGGGCCGAGCCUGAGCGCGCUACCUAUGCGCGGAGCCGAAUCACUGACUCGGCUGCCGGCCCCAGGGUGGAGUUGGAAAGAAGUAGUCCUGUGGAGGAUGCGUUUCUAUUUUUAACCCGAUUGCCCGCCCUCAGCCUCUCUCCUUCCGAUUUUCUCAGUAAAGCCGGCUUUUCGCCAUCUGAGUUCUCACGCUUUGUCUAAAGCCUUUGGCAGACAUUUCCCUUUCCUCCUUACUCCCCACCCCUUCCCCACCCAACAAGAACGUGUUAGAAGGAUUCUGCUCAAGAUUCUGCUCAAGAAGAGAAAAUGAACUGCUGUUUAGCUUCUGGGUCUUCUCGCCUGUUUAUGAAGUUUCCCCCGUCCGGUUCCCUCACACUCGCCUUCGGUUCUAAAGUCCAGCCUGAGCAUUGCCCCUGAUGCUCCCAGGAAGGAGCGGGGCGGGCGGCGCUCGCUUGCUCGCUCGCUCGCUCGCCCAAGGUCACGGAUGGUUGUGCAGAGUCCGGAAGUGCUCCGCCGACCUGCUGCCCGUCUUCGGCCCCGGCGACACCGUUCUGAGCAAACUGUUUUGGCCAGCCUGUAAAAUCCCUGGAAAUGGACUGUUCCAGCAGAGCCUCGUGAACUGGGAAAGCACCAAAUGUUCUACCCGAGAUGAAGUUAAGGAACAAACAAGCUAGACCCGAGGGAGAGAUCAAAAAGGAGACGUUGCAGGAGGAAGUUCAGAAGGGGGCAAUUCAAAAAUGAGGCACAGGCCCCAACUAGUUUGAAAGGCCUCACAACAGUGGUGAGACAGACACAUGUCUGUUUAUGGAAGAGAAAUCUGUGACUCAGAAAAGUUCAGUAACUCGAUCAAAGUUACUGAGACAACAGAAGCAGAGCCAGGCCUCAAACCCAGGUCUUCUGAUGCCAAACCCAGCAUUCUUUCUUGUACACCACAGCUGCCAUCUGGAACUUGACACCAGAGAGCUUGCUCUCUCUACCAUGUGAGAACACAGUGAGAAGGUGGCCAUCUGCAAGUCAAGAAAAGAGCUUUCAUCCAUCCAUGCUGGCACCCUGAUUUUGGAAUUUCUAUUCUCCAGAACUGUGGGAAAAUAAACGUGUGUUGUUUAAGCCACCCGGCCUAUCGUAUUUUGUUGUGGCAACCCGAGCUAGCUAGAUGGGAUGUGAGAAGGACUUGGCCCAACGUUGCUGGCUUUGAAGACAAAGGAAGGGGACUAUGAGCCAAGGAAAUCAGGUGGCCUCUAGAAAAUGGAAAAGGCAAGGAAACAAAUUCUCUCCAUAUCCUUCAGAAAGGAACUUAGCCCUGAUGACACCUUGACUUUAGCCCUGUGAGGCCCAUUUCAGACUUCUAAUCUAGAGAUUUGUAAACUACUACAUUUGUGUUGUUUUAAGCCAUGAAGUCUGUAGUUAUUCAGGAGAUUGGGCACAUUCAGAGUGUU
This is a messenger RNA of Delphinapterus leucas (beluga whale), 2336 nucleotides long. The record is from RefSeq and is a predicted model, not a curated record. NCBI's taxonomy places the organism in Eukaryota, Metazoa, Chordata, Mammalia, Artiodactyla, Monodontidae.